CACUGGUUAUGAAUGCAGCACUUUCAUUUUCUUCACCAACUCCAACGAUGCGCAAGAUUCCAUUUCCCUACAGAAGGCAGAAAACUACAUGCCCUCAUAAUCAAGAUUGGUUUAUACAAGUGUUCCUUAAAGCUUUGCAACAAUCUCAUAGACAUGUAUGGCAAAUGUGGCCUUCUUGAUGAUGCCUUACAACUGUUCGACGAAAUGCCCCAAAGAGAUUUAGCUUCAUGGGCCUCUGUUUUUACUGCACACAACGAAGCUAAUCAACCCCAGAACACUCUUUUCCUCUUUCCCAAUAUGUUUUUAGAUGGUCUUUGGCCUGACCAUUUCGUUUUUGCUAGUGUUGUUAAGGCUUGUGCUAAUUCGGGUGCGUUGAGAGUUGGUAAACAAGUGCAUUGCCAGUUCUUGAAAUCGGUGUUUUCGGUUGAUGAUGUUGUUAAGUCUUCGUUAGUUGAUAUGUAUGCGAAAUGUGGAUUGCCUGAUAAUGCAAAAUCGGUUUUUGACUCGAUUUUGGUUAAGAAUUUGAUUUGUUCGAGUGCAAUGAUAUCGGGGUAUGCUCGUUGUGGGAGGAAGAAUGAAGCUUUUGUGCUACUAGGGAAUUUGCCAGAAAAGAAUUUGCAAUGUUGGACUGCUUUGAUAUCGGGGUUUGUGCAAAAUGGGAACUGGAUUGAUGCCGUUGAUGUAUUUCUUGAAGUAAGAAGAGAAGGGGUUGAUAUGAGGGACCCGUUUAUUCUUUCGAGUAUAGUAGGAGCUUGUGCUAGCUUAGCUGCACUGCAGCUCGGGAAACAGAUUCAUCGAUUAGUUUUAGGCCUCGGUUAUGAAUGUAGUUUGUUUGUUAGCAAUGCCCUUGUGGAUAUGUAUGCUAAAUGUAGUGAUAUUGUGGAAGCUAAGAGAAUAUUUGAUAGCAUGUUGACAACAGAUGUUGUAUCUUGGACCUCAAUUAUUGUCGGGAUGGCACAGCACGGGCAAGCUAUUGAAGCGUUGUUGUUAUAUGAUGAUAUGAUCUUGGCUGGCCUUAAGCCAAAUGAAGUAACCUUUGUUGGAUUAAUCUAUGCUUGUAGUCAUGUUGGAUUAGUAAACAAAGGCAAGAAUCUUUUUAAAUCCAUGAUUGAGGAUUAUAAGUUAAGUCCUUCUCUGCAGCAUUAUACGUGCUUGUUAGAUCUGUUUAGUCGUUCAGGUCACCUUGAGGAUGCUGAGAACCUUCUUAACACGAUGCCAUUUCAGCCUGAUGAAGCUGUUUGGGCUGCUUUAUUAAGUGCUUGUAAGCAACAUGGAAAUACUGAAAUGGGAGUCAGGGUCGCUAAUCGCUUACUACUUCUCGGACCAAAAGAUCCUUCAACUUGUAUACUGCUUUCAAAUACAUAUGCUGGUGCAGCUCUAUGGGACAAUGUAUCUAAGUUGAGGAAGCAGCUGGCAAAUUUGGAAGUUAGGAAAGAACCUGGUUAUAGUUCUAUUGAUUCAGGAAAAGAAACUACGACGUUCUAUGCUGGAGAGGCAUUGUAUCCAAUGAAGGACGCGAUAUUUUCCCUCCUAAAGGAAUUUGAUUCUGAGAUGAGGAAGAGAGGUUAUAUUCCUGACACCACAUUCGUUUUGCAUGAUAUGGAACAGCAAGAGAAGGAAAGACAGCUCUUUUGGCAUAGUGAGAGAUUAGCUGUGGCUUAUGGAAUUCUGAGGACUGUUCCUGGAUCAGUAAUAAGGGUGGUGAAAAACCUCCGAAUUUGUGGCGAUUGUCACACCGUUAUAAAGUUUAUAUCAAGCAUUACAAACCGAAAAAUUGUCAUUAGAGAUGCAAAUAGAUUCCAUCACUUCAAUGAGGGGACAUGUUCAUGUAAUGACUUCUGGUGAUUGUACUGUCAGCUGUUAGGUGUCUACACUCUAUUGACAUCGAUCCUUGGACACAGAGGCGGAGCCAAAAUUUG
Messenger RNA from Solanum verrucosum, 1919 nucleotides. Its product is annotated as pentatricopeptide repeat-containing protein At4g14050, mitochondrial. Lineage: Eukaryota; Viridiplantae; Streptophyta; Magnoliopsida; Solanales; Solanaceae. Gene Ontology annotation, biological process: RNA modification. The transcript has a single exon. Gene Ontology annotation, molecular function: RNA binding; protein binding; zinc ion binding. The record is from RefSeq and is a predicted model, not a curated record. The coding region runs from base 13 to 1845 and encodes 610 amino acids.